AUCGGACCAAGCCAAAAGAAGUACCCUUGUUUGAAUCAAACUUCUGGCUUAUAAAUUCAACUAAAGUCCCAGCAGAUAUAGCUUUACUAUCAUUGAGCUGAGAUAAUUGUUUCCAUCAUGUCAACCCCAUUCUUGGACCCAUCGGGCAAUUCCAUCUCAGAAGACCAACUCCUUGGAUAUGGCCGAUCUGGUGUUGUCAUCCUGAAAGACAACGCAGCGAUCAAAUUACCCUUACGGUACUUGUCUACCUCAGACGAUGAGGUGCUUGACAACAUUACCGUCAUUCAACGAGAGCAAAACGUGUACCAACACCUCGGCCAUUGUACCAGAGUCGUACCCUACAUCUCUUUCUCCGAGAAAACCACCCACCUUGCAUUCAUGGAAAAUGGAGAUCUGCGCUCCUAUUUAUCCCGCAACAAACAACCACCAUCCAAAUCUCUCCAACUAUCCUGGUUUCGACAAAUGGCCCUUGCGUUAUCCCACAUACACCACCGCUCCGUCAUUGUGGCAGAUAUUGCCUGUCGAAAUAUCCUGCUCGAUUCGGAUCUCUCGAUCAAGUUUUGCGAUUUUACUGAGGCCACUAUUAUGCCGCCUGAUAGCGAUCUGGAAACAGUUGAUGAUAAUGGAUACUCCAUACAAACUGACAUUGGUCAGUUGGGCAAAGUGAUCUACGAAGUUGUCACUGGAAAGAAAUGCUUGUUUGAUCUUCAUGAGAACAACAUAUCUCGAGCAACACUACCCCGGAGGGAAACUCUCCCCACCACCCACGACAUUUGGCUAGGACAUAUCAUCGAAAAGUGCUGGAUUCCAGGCACCUAUCGAAACGCUACCGACCUCUUGAAAGAACUAAAUACCAUCUCUUUAAACGACAUCAACAGCAACAGCAAGUAUCAACCACCCGAAUAAACUCUCCCACUCACUUCCCAAACAACAUAGCAUCCAGCGCCUCCGCCCUAGUCAACCGUCCCGUCCCAUCACACGGCCCCAUCUCAAACUUCGAACCAGCUGCCAAUUCCAGUACCCCAACAUCCACCCCCUCCCCUCUUCCCCCCG
Molecule: messenger RNA, 1053 nt
Organism: Aspergillus sclerotioniger CBS 115572
Lineage: Eukaryota; Fungi; Ascomycota; Eurotiomycetes; Eurotiales; Aspergillaceae
Product: protein kinase family protein
Exons: 1
Coding region: 118-906 (262 amino acids)
Biological process (GO): protein phosphorylation
Cellular component (GO): cytoplasm
Molecular function (GO): protein serine/threonine kinase activity; ATP binding
Source: RefSeq, a predicted model, not a curated record